CGUCGACGACUGCCGCGCCACCCCACGGCCACCCCUCAAUGCUAUAAAAGGGGGACUCCUCCCACUGAUCUGAGCACACCAUUCGCCUCCACUCAUCACCACACCACUCCUCGCCACUUCAAUUCCACCCAAUCAUCACCGGAGGCCGUCAAUUGCAAGGUCGCUGCCGCCGCCGGUACACGGAGUAAGGAGGAGCAGGAGGCCACCCCAGGAAGCGCCGCUGCUACCAGGGGGAUCCUCGUCCUCGACAACGUCGCGGCGCACCCCGCCGGCGAUCGCCGGAGCCCUCAGGCGCCCUCCGACCCCCUACUGCAGCCGCCGAUGGAGCCCGUGAACACGAAGUUUUACCAGCUUGGGAAUGGGGGAAGCUUGAUCUUCGAGCACGACCUCAACGCCCUGUCCGACCACCUUGGUCGCCCGCACCCCGAGUUCCACGGAUCGCAGAUCGCGAACCAGCCAGGAGGCGAACUGCAGUGGAUCAUCACCGCUGACUUGAGGGGCAAGAUGGAGCCUCCCACUUCUGAGAGGAUCCUCUUCUCCUUCAUGGAGAGCAACUGGCUGGACGGACUUGCCCGCGGCCUUCAGGAGGGACUCGCACGCUUGUGCGGGAUGAGCGGGGAGGCACUCCAGCACCCUCGCUUUUCCCACCUCGCGAGGCGUAACUCUGCUGGAGAACCCAUGGACAUGUCAUCGCACCCGCAGCUGAAGCACCACGUAGAGCAUCUCGACUUCAUGCUGUACCACACGCAGCAGGAUCUCGACCACUCCCGUGAGUACGCCAACCAGACUCACGCCCGCAUCAUCGAGCAAGGCGACUGCAUCAAGAUGCUCGCCAAGGACCGCAGGACUCUCCGCCAGCAGCGCGCGAAGAAAGAUGCCACCAUCGACCGCCUCCGCGCGAAGAUCGCAGCACUUGAGGCCACUGUCAAGGCCCAGGAGGAGCAGAUGAAGAAGAUGGAGGAAGAUGGAGAAGACAUUCAGGGAGGAAGCAACUACCUGAGUGACGACGACGACUUCGAGGAGGAUGAGAACACCGAGGGGGAAGACUACGACUUCCUGGAUGACGAGGAUGAUGAACACACCCCCAUCGAUGUUGAUGAGGAGGAGGAGUAGUUCACUUGUGCACUAUCGUAGGUGUGAGUUGUAUCCCGCCCCAUGUAUCGUAGCUUGGAGAAGAAGGGUUCUUAAAACCCUUAGUGUGCUAGCUUGUAAUGUGUGUUGUUUGCUAUGAAUGAAUGUAUGUUUGUGUCAUCAUGAAAAGACUUCAAGUUUUAAA
Lolium perenne is the source of this 1276-nucleotide messenger RNA. RefSeq lists its product as uncharacterized. The record is from RefSeq and is a predicted model, not a curated record. Lineage: Eukaryota; Viridiplantae; Streptophyta; Magnoliopsida; Poales; Poaceae.